AUGGCCGCACCGCCUCCCCCUCCACGCCCCUCCACGGCCGCACAGACUCGCCGCCCCUCCACGGCCGGUACGCCUCGCCACUCCUUCAUGGCCGUUCCACCCCCUCACCUCCUCGUGCCCGUGGUCCCGGCCAUGACGCUCUUCAUGGCCGCACCGCCUCACCACCACUUCCCGCCGAUGAUUUCUCUCUUCUCCGACGAUAUCGAGAUCGUGGAGGUGUGGGGCGGCGAGGAGGCCCAGCGCGUGGCGGAGAUCCUCGCGCUCCUCCCCCAUUACCCUUUCAUGGAGAUCGACACUGAGUUCGCCGAGAGCGGCACCUUCGGGUCGCCGCGCCCUCUCGACGCCGAGGCGGCGUACCAGCAGAUUCGCUCCAGGGUCGGGCGGGGGGAUAUGGUGCAGCUUGCCGUCGCCAUAUGCAACGAGGCAGGCGAGGUCCCCGGUCGGGUGUGGCAGUUUAACUUCCGCAUCGACAUUGCCACCCGUGCCUACGACGCGGGCUCCAUCAACUUCCUCGAGCAGGAAUCUGGGAUCGACUUGGAGCUUCAUCGGCGUCGAGGAAUCAACCACUGGUAUGCUUCACGGACUUUUGCCAACUUGGUCGAGCACGCCGAUGGCUGCGUCUGGUGGAUUGGUUUCCACGGAGGUUCGGACGUCGGAUUCCUCCUUAAGAUCCUUGGUGGUGGUUCCGGUUUGCCUUCUGGUCGCCUAAACUUCGUCAACUUGUUCGGGAAGAAGUUUCCAUACUUCUUCGAUGUGAAAGUGAUCGCUAGGGAGCUGAAGGUCUUUGGCGGCCUGAAAACCAUAUCGGACAAGCUUAAGGCGGUUCGACUUGGGGGCGCACACCAGGCAGGUUCAGAUGCUCUGCUGACCCUUCGGUGCUUCUUCAAGUUGAUGCAGAACUUUGGCAAUGAUAGCGUCAUGUCGCGCUAUGGUAUGCUCGUUGAUAUCAACGACAUGACGCCGGCUAUCAUCGCGGCCAACACCCUCACUAGCUGCUAUGGCGAUGUAACCCUCGUCGACGUCAGGCAUCACAACAUGGCCGCUGAGUUCAGCAGGAUAAAGUCGCUGUGCCGUUACUACCCAAUUGUCGCUGCGGAGGCUCUCUUACCGGGUCACUUGCCGCGUCUCCCCAGUCCGGACGCCGAGAGUUGCUAUACAGGCAUGUGUGAAGACUUGAAUAGGGCUGAUCAUGUCAAGCUUAUGCUUGCUUUUGCUAACAGCAUGGGGGAUCUUGCUUUGGGGAGUAUCUGGAUGUUCAACAUCAGUAGGAGUGACGCCCUUCAAGUGCCAUCAUCUGGAGGUGAAGCUGAUCAAUGCGUCUCCCCUGCACAGUUCUCAAGCUUCCUCGGGUCAUGUGGCCUGUUACUGAGCCCCCAGGUGACAUGGGUCACAUUUCGGGGAGCAUACACUGCCGGAAUUCUAAUCAAGACGGAGUUCCAUUCACACAGUAUGCCACCAAAAUUCGAGUACUACAUUCCUGUUCGCAAUGUAUACCUCCCAAAUCUCUUCGACAUUGCUGUCCUGUCCCAUGGCUUCUCGGAUGCUUGGGGUUGUCAGUCCUCAUGUGCAGCAGCCUCAAGGAGGAGAUCAUGA
Messenger RNA from Phragmites australis (common reed), 1593 nucleotides. Its product is annotated as probable CCR4-associated factor 1 homolog 1. NCBI's taxonomy places the organism in Eukaryota, Viridiplantae, Streptophyta, Magnoliopsida, Poales, Poaceae. Gene Ontology annotation, cellular component: P-body; CCR4-NOT core complex; CCR4-NOT complex. The record is from RefSeq and is a predicted model, not a curated record. Gene Ontology annotation, molecular function: nucleic acid binding; poly(A)-specific ribonuclease activity. The transcript has a single exon. Bases 1 to 1593 code for a protein of 530 amino acids.